This is a messenger RNA of Cottoperca gobio, 2866 nucleotides long. It is a transcript of the gene thnsl1, whose product is annotated as threonine synthase like 1. The transcript has 5 exons. The record is from RefSeq and is a predicted model, not a curated record. Gene Ontology annotation, molecular function: pyridoxal phosphate binding. Gene Ontology annotation, biological process: amino acid metabolic process. Gene Ontology annotation, cellular component: cytoplasm. Bases 292 to 2535 code for a protein of 747 amino acids. Lineage: Eukaryota; Metazoa; Chordata; Actinopteri; Perciformes; Bovichtidae.
CAUUUUGAAGGACUUCAAAUAAUCAAAAGAGAAGAAAAAGGCACAACAAUUAACGCUAACUACCGUAACUAGCUAGCGUUAGUUAACUUGACCGAGCUAACAUUAGCUUCUUGGACUGACCGUAGUUGUUUGUGAAUACUUCAGUGGUCCGGUAUGUGGUACAACAUGUUGCUUUGCCCGUUAAAACAAACCGUUUAGUUGCCACAUGCUCUACUAAAAGAUUCAUUAUCGGGUUUGAAGUACUGAAAGACACCAUUUCACGAGACAAGGCUGCUGUCAUUUGACUCCUCAAUGGCUUUACUGAAUGUGCUAAGAGCUGUCAGAUGCUACCUGAGUCCCCUUUCAACAUCAAAAUCAUUGCUUUCCACCAAAGCCUCCCUGCUAGGGGACAAGAACAUCCUGCUCAUGGGUGCCCCUGGAGCAGGGAAGACCACAGUGGGGAGGAUAGUGGCCCACAGACUGGGACUGCCUGUCAUCGACGUUGAUGACGAUGUCUUGGAGACGACAUGGAAGAUGCCUGUGGCGGCCAAGCUGGCAGCAGUCGGCGGAGAGCGUUUCCUGGAGGAAGAAGGCCAGGCUUUGUGUAACUUCUCUGCCUCUGGGUGUGUUGUUUCCCUGACAGGCUCUAACCCUCUUCACUCCGCAGCGAUGCAACACGUCAAAGAGUCCGGACUGGUCAUCUACCUUGACGUGGACAGUGAAGACAUCAUACAGAGACUUGCCAGGAUGAAGGUGAACAGGAUAGUGGGCCAGGAGGCAGGGGCGUCCAUGAGGGACAUUUUGCAUUACAGAAAACAGUAUUAUGAGAGGUGGCUUGACAUGCGGGUGCUUUGUGGAACAAGGGACACGGUGGAGGAAGUAGCAGAGAAGGUGCUGAAGGCUAUGGAGAGAUAUCAGAACCACGCUGACGAAACCUUUGUGUCGACCAGGAGUGACAGCGCGGCAUCAUCUAAGCAGAAAACAUUCUUUAGUGAUGUGGUAGUUGAGGGUCUGGCCACAGAUGGAGGCCUCUACGUUCCCAAAAAUGGCUUCCCAAACAUGGAUGCACGUGAAUGGCUGAGACUAGCUGACAUGUCAUACCAAGAACGAGCAUUAGUUUUACUUGAAAAGUGCAUACACCCGUUGGAUGUUCCUGCUUUGGAUCUCAGAACAAUGAUAUUCAAGGCAUAUGGGUCUAACUUUUCUAGUGAGGCAAUAGCACCUGUAAAACAUCUCAUCCACAAUCAGUAUGUUCAGGAGCUUUUUCAUGGCCCCACCGCCUCAUUUAAAGACCUCGCCUUGCAGCUGAUGCCCCAGCUCUUCUCCUACUGCCUCCCACAGAUGUGCAACUACCUUAUUCUGGUAGCCACCUCUGGAGACACAGGAAGUGCAGUGCUCAGUGGCUUCAGCAGGCUCAGUGGCACCGACAUACACAGGACCGGGGUGCUGGUGUUUUUCCCAGAGGAAGGCGUGAGUGAGAUUCAGAAGCUUCAGAUGACGAGCUACACGGAGGGCAACGCCAGGGCCGUCAGCGUCCUGUCAGACUUUGACUUCUGUCAGAGAACCAUAAAGAGGAUGUUUGGAGAGGGUGGGCUGACGGGCCACCUUGCUGUAGAGUACGGCACAGUCCUCAGCACCGCCAACUCCAUCAACUGGGCCCGGCUGUUGCCACAGGUGGUUUACCAUUCCUCAGCCUAUCUGGAUCUAUGCAGAGAUGGUGUUAUCAAGUUCGGGGAGCCCAUUGAUGUUUGCAUCCCUUCUGGUAACUUCGGCAACGCCAUGUCAGCGGUCUACGCCAAGCAAAUGGGCAUCCCGAUAAGAAAGGUCAUCUGUGCGUCCAACCACAACCGCAUCAUCACGGACUUUAUCGCCACAGGCGAGUACGAUCUCCGGGGACGGCCUCUGUUGCUCUCCCACUCCCCUGCCAUAGAUAUCCUGAAAUCCUCCAACCUUGAGAGGUUUAUCUUCCACGUCUCAGACGGAGACAGCCGCCUUGUCAAGGAGCUGUUCACACGCUUAGACAGACAGCAGCACUUUCAGGUUCCUGAGCCUCUUCUUGGCAGGAUACAGCAGGAAGUGCUGGCUGGCUGGUGCUCUGAGGAUGACUGCUUGGCCGCCAUCCAGAGCGUUCACACACAGACGGGCUACCUCAUGGACACACACACCGCCGUGGCUAAAGUCGUCGCUGAUAGGCUGCAUGACGGCUCGUGCCCCAUGGUGCUUUGUUCCACUGCUCACUAUGGGAAAUUUGCUCCCGCCGUGUUCAAAGCCUUACAAAUCCAAAAUAUUCCACAGGAUCCUGUGCAGCAGCUGAAGAAGCUCGGGGCGACUGCAUCCAGACCUGGAAUACACAGAGACCUGGUGACAUGCCUGCAGGAGAGUGGCAGGAGGCGACACACUGUUUGUCAGGCAGAUUACGAGCCCUGGCCCACUAGAUGGGGAUGUCUACCUUUUGGCCACUGCUGUGUGGAAACACUGGUGCAAGCAUUGCAACAACAGUAUUUGGAUAUCGCUGUAAGGAAAAUGAAUUACUGGCCGAGUCAGAAGGUCGAAUAAACUAGUGAAUACUUUACCUGCAGUCAAGGAGUGGAUCAUUUUAUACUUAUACAUUUUAUACGUACUCUACGUUGUAAUAAAUAUGGGCAAGAACAUGUAUCAAUAAUCUUAAUCUUAAAUCUUUUGUUUACCUCAUCCACUUUCUUUUUACUUGAGCUUUUCUCUGCUGAAAGGAUAGCUGAAGUUAUGUUGUAGAGACAGAAAAGCAGCUGGUACUCUCCUCCAAUCAGUGUCCACUACUCAUUAACUUACUGAAGGUAGAAGGGGUUAUACUUUUCAUUCAAUUAAAAAAAAAAAAAGAAAUGUUGAACCACACCAUUCCUGGCCUUUU